GGGAAAGAGAGAGAAAGGGAGAAAGAGAGCGUGAGAGAGAGUGAGAGAGAAAGGGAGAAAGAGAAAGACGGAGCGAGCCAAAGAGUGAGACGGAGAGAAAGGCAGACCCAGAGCGAGGCUGUGCUUCAGCUCUGCGGCAGGGAGGGGUGCGUGCCGGGAAACCGGCAGCUUUCCUGUAAGUCACAACCGGCCAAUCGGUGGAGAGCCACCACGCAUGUGGCUCCGCGGCACUGCAGAGACACACCGGCUUACAGUGUGUGUGUGUGUGUGAGAGAGAGAGAAAGAGAGAGAGAGAGAGUGUGAGAUAUAGAUAGAGAGAGGGAGAGGAGAGAGGAAAGGGCGUGUGUUUGUGUGAGAGAGAGAUAGAUAGAGAUAGAGCGUGAGAGGUAGAUAGAGAGAGAGAAGACAGAUGAAAAGGCGUGUGAGUGCAGAAAGAGGGCUGUAGGCAGACAGCGUCAGCUCUCAUUUCAGUUCAGAAUAAAGGUCUUCUGAGGGAUUAACCAGGAAAGGAGCGACUGGCUGUUGAGGCUCGGCUCGGGUCCCCAGACGGAAUGAUGGGCACGCGAAACAGGAUCUUGAACUCCACCACCCCGUGGACCACCGUGCAGCUGAAGGGGCAGCUGAAGGGGCAGCUGGAGGGGCAGCUGGAGGGGCAGUCCAGCCUGCAGGGGCAGAGGGGCGACAAGGAGAAGAGCGGGGGGGAGGACGACCCGGCGUGCCGCGAGAUCCCGCCGGAGCUGAGGAAGGUGCUGACGCAGGGCACGGCGGAGGCCAUGGCGUCCAGGCCGCUGGGCACCGAGAAGCUGUGCCCGUUUAUCGCCCAGGCCGAGUGUGACGAGCAGCAAGAGUUCAGCCCCUCCUGUUCACAGCGCCCCUACAUCGGCUCCCCCAACUGCCUCAUCCGCAGGGCCUCCACGGAGAACAACGUGGCCUGGGGGGUUGCCUGCAAGGAGCCCAAGCGCCCCUCCAGCAGCCGCAGGAAGAGACAGCGCCAGAGAAAGCAGAGGGAGAGAGAGGGGGAGGGGGAGAGGGGCAGAGAGACGGCUCUCUCUGGGGUCCCAGAGCAGGAGAGCAGCGGCUCCCCCUGGCUGUUUCACGCACAGGAUGAGGCGCCAGAGUUCACCAGCGGAUGCAGCAGGUACAGCAGCACCCAGAGCCAGGGGGUGCAGGAGACCGAGCGGCCCAGUUGGCAGAGGACAGAGUCCCCCCUUACCUGUGACCCCCGACCCCGGGUCUCCCCCGGUUUUGCCGCCGUGCCCAAAAUGUCCCUGUACGACCAGGAGUGCGCAUCAGAGCGCCACCAGAGCAACCAGGACCACUGGAGGCUCGCCCGGUUCGGCCUCCGCGCCAUCGUCUGCCAGGAAGACCCGCUCUUCGUCCCGUCCUUCUUCAAAGAGGUGGAGAAGGAGGCGAGGCAGGAGGAGGAGGAGGGGGAGGACGGACGGCCGGGGCACUCCGACACCAACGAGGGGCUCCUCUUCCACCCCGAGGAGAAACUCCAGCCCAAUGAUUACGAGUACAGGGAGGGGCGGGACUACUCCGUCCUCCAGCACAUCCAGAACGGGUCCUACGGGGACGUGUACAGUGUUCAGGACAACAGGACAGGCUUCAAGUGCGCUGCCAAAAAGAUACCGCUGAAGCUGUUCCGGAGCGAGGAGGUCGGCUCGUGGAGUGCCCUGGACUCCCCGCGCGUCCUGGAGCUCUACGGGGCGGUCCGGGAGGGGCCCUGGGUCACUCUGUUCAUGGCCCUCAAGUCAGGUUCCGUGGGGCAGCUCAUACGGGAGCGAGGGCGCCUCCCGGAGGACCUCGCCCUGCACUACCACGCGCUGGUCUUACAGGCCCUGGAACACCUGCACAGGAAAGGUGUCCUGCACCUGGAUGUAAAAGCGGACAACGUGUUACUGUCCGAAGAUGGGAAGGAAACGUAUCUGACUGACUUCGGACACUCCGAGAGACUGGACCGGAAUGGGUGGAGCAACAAAGCCAAUUCAGGAGAAGGGUUCCCGGGCACAGAGACCCACAUGGCCCCUGAGGUGGUGAAAGGGGAACCCCGUAGUGCCAAAGCAGAUGUGUGGAGCAGCUGCUGCAUGUUACUGCACAUGAUGACUGGCUGCCACCCCUGGACCCGCUACUACCAAAGCCCAUUGUGCCUCAAGAUUGCACACGAGGAUCCCCCACUUAGAGAAAUCCCAUCCAGCUGCAACUCUUGCACUGCUGAUGUCCUCAAGGCGGGGCUCCAAAAAGAUCCAAUCAGAAGAGCUUCUGCCACAGAACUGAAGGAGAAGACCACUACAGCCCUGAUGGCAGUGGGAGGGCUCACCAGUCCAGUGAAGGGAGCCUAUCAGGAGCCAGCAAAGGCUGAGCCAAUGGAAACCCGCCACAAGUGCUCUGGGCCCCUCCCUUCUCUCCCAGCCCCUCCCAGCCCCACCUCUCCCAGAAAGAGAAACUUUGAGCUGGGGAGGCAGUGCAGAAGCUCCUGGAGGGGGCACUCCAAGAACAAGGAUGAGACGGAGGAGAGCAGCGAUGCCGAUUGGCUCUCCUCGUCUCCCAGACCACGCCCCUUGCUCCACCCCCACAGCUCCAGGCAACCGAAAGGGGAGUGGCCAGAUGUCUCAGUGUUAGCCUGGGAGCUGGAGAAAGAGUUCUACCUGAGCAGCCUCUCGCAGCCACACUCCCUGGAGCUGCAGGAGCAGCUGCUGUCCUGUCUGAGCAGCGGCUGCCAUCGUCAGAGAGACGCUCUGGACAAAGACUCGGGGCACUGGUCUGUGUGCCACAGCGGAGAGCUCAGCUCGGGGGUCUACUCCGGCGGCAGCCUGCUGGACGGGCACAGUUUUGGGGUGGACUGGCGCGGCUCCGCCAACCCGUCCCCACCCUGCUCGUUUGAAGGCGUGGACGUGUGGAUCCAGGACUUCACCGGGCAGUGCCUGCAAAUCCGGGAGAGCCCUGGGGUGACGGUGGGGUACAUCGCCACGGGGAUCAGCGAUCAGAUUUCGGAGAGGGCCUUCUGCUUGGAGACGCGGGACGGCCGACCGGUGUGCCCCGAGGAGGAGGUCCUGGAUUCGGGGCUGUGGCUCCGGUGCACCCCCACCCCCGAUGCCGGCCGCGCCUGGAGGUGGAGGGUCAGGGAGGGCGUUCUGGAGACGAGGGCGUGAGCAGCCCGUCCCUCCGUUCUUCUGUCCGUCCGUCCUGCUGACAGUCUCGUGAGCACCCCCCCCCCCCCCCACCCCACAGGAGGACCCGCACACCUCCUGCUCUUCUGAAGCACAAGUACCAUCCUGAAACUGGCCCGUUCUUAACUAGCAUGCUACAUUACAGUAGCACAAAAAAAAACAAAAAAAACAAAGAGAAUGGUUAAGCUGAGCAAAGAAGACAUCCAUCGGAUAACGGCAUUACCCCUCAGAAGAGUGGGCUUCAUGAAAGGAUUUUUUUCAAACUCUCGGCCGACUCCAGUGUUCUAGAACUCCAUUGGCUUUCAGUCGCCAGUAGUGACUGUGACAUCAGCGUUGGAAUGUUCAGUUGAGAACAUUCUGAUCACGUAUUUGUUAUCCUACAUGUUAAAGGGUUAAUGAGGGUGGCUGGAGUGAUGGCAGUUAUAGGAACAGGGGGAUGGGGAAUUCCCAUUCCACAGUAUCCAGGCGAGGAAUCACUUUUACCUACUGUACCUUAUUUCACAAAAUUCAGUAACGUCUGAACUGACGACUUCUGUAGCUGUAACCCAGUGCUGUUAGAGUGAAUCUGGGACUAGAAGCUAGUCUGUGCUGCUAUGAUUUUUUUUUUUAAUGAAUGUAAACGUUGUCUGUGUGAGAUCUUUUUUUUAAAUGAAUGUAAACGUUGUCUGUGUGAUGUCUUUUUUUAAAUGAAUGUAAACGUUGUCUGUGUGAUAUCUUUUUUUAAAUGAAUGUAAACGUUGUCUGUGUGAGAUCUUUUUUAAUGAAUGUAAGAGUUGCCUGUGUGAUAUCUGUUUUAACUGAAUGUAAACAUUGUCUGUGUGAGAUCUGUUUUAAAUGAAUGUAAAUUUCUGUGUGAGAUCUGUUUUAAAUGAAUGUAAACGUUGCCUGUGUGUGAUCUGUUUUAAAUGAAUAUAGAAGUUUCCCGUGUGAGAUCGUUUUUUAAUGAAUGUAAAAGUUGCCUGUGUGUGAACUGUUUUAAAUGAAUGUAAGAGUUUCCUUUGUGAGAUCUGUUUUAAAUGAAUGUAAAAGUUGCCUGUGUGUGAUCUGUUUUAAAUGAAUGUAAGAGUUUCCCGUGUGAGAUCUGUUUUAAAUGAAUGUAAAAGUUGUCUGUGUGAGAUCUGUUUUAAAUGAAUGUAAAAGUUGCCUGUGUGAGAUCUGUUUUAAAUGAAUGUAAAAGUUGCCUGUGUGAGAUCUGUUUUAAAUGAAUGUAUAAGUUGCCUGUGUGUGAACUGUUUUAAAUGAAUGUAAGAGCUCUCUGGCUGUGUGAAACUGUAUGAAUACUGGUCCCAGUCCAUUAACUCUUUUUUUUUCCACAAUUCCAAGUCAGGGUUCUAUAAUUCCACUGGUUUCCGUCACCAGUGGCGGCUGUCACAUCAGCAUUAGAAUGUUCAGUUCAGAACAUUCCGUUCAUACGUUUGUGACCUCACACCUUAUAGGGUUAAAGACGAGAGGGAGACCAGGCCCCCCCCUGAGUCGCACUGCAGGAGGGGCAUGUUGCACCCCUGGCUGUACCUGUCUAUCUUGUACUGUAUAUAUUAAAUAAAUGUAUUUUUUAAAGUG
Molecule: messenger RNA, 4730 nt
Organism: Anguilla rostrata (American eel)
Lineage: Eukaryota; Metazoa; Chordata; Actinopteri; Anguilliformes; Anguillidae
Product: mitogen-activated protein kinase kinase kinase 14-like
Exons: 16
Coding region: 552-3152 (866 amino acids)
Biological process (GO): canonical NF-kappaB signal transduction; protein phosphorylation
Molecular function (GO): protein kinase activity; ATP binding
Source: RefSeq, a predicted model, not a curated record